GGAAGCGGAAGUAGCGGACGGUGCCGCCGGUGGGCCCGGGCGGUGAGUCGGGGCCAGGGGUCUCGAUGUGGCGGUGUCGGCUUGGCAGCGCCGGGGCUGUGGGGUUUUAUGUUGUCGGUACCGGCUGAGUGGGCCUGGGCGGUGGGGGCCUGAGGAGCUCCGGGGUCCGGUGAAGGGACCGGUCUGGGGGUCCUUGACAAGCCCCAGUGAGGGUCCCGGGUGGUUGAGCCCUGGUACCCAGUCAGGGGGUCUGGACUGUUGUGUUCCAUGAGCCCCAGUGAAGAGCCCGGGCUGGGGCUCCCUGACGAACUCCAGUGCCUGCUGAGCGUCCUGCUCAGUUGAGCCCCAGUACCCCCUCAAGGAGCCCGAGCUGGGGGGGUCCCUGACGAGAGCCGGUACGGGGUCGAGCUGUGCCAAGCCCUAUCUCUCGUUGACCAGCCUGGGUGUUUGGCGCUUGGCAGCCCAUCUGCCCACCCCACCAUGCCGGGCCAGGGCCCCUCGGGGUCCCGCCGGCCGCUGCUGGCCCUGGUGGUCGCGCUGGGCUGGCUGCUGGCCCUGCAGCUGCUGCUGGACCUGCGGGCGCUGGGGCUGCUGUGCGGGGCCCUGGCGGUGCUGGGAGGCUGGCUGGGCCCCCCGGCCCUGGUUCCCCGCGGCCGCCGGCUACGCCUGGAGCGCUUCGUGAGCUCUCUGCGGGCCCCGCCCGGCUGCCCCGCGGACGAGGCGCGGCUGGAGCGGGAGAUCGCCAGCACCAUCCGUAAGGUGGUGCGGGAUUUCGUGGCCUCGUGGUACCGCACGGUGAGCAGGGAGCCGGCCUUCGAGGCCGAGGUGGAGAGGGCCAUGGUGGGCCUGGCUGCGGAGCUGCGGCGGCGCAUGGCGCGGGUAGACCACCGAGCCCUCGCCCGCCGCCUGCUUCUGCUCUGCGGGCAACACCUCCAGAGCUUCCUGCGGGCACGGGACGCCCUGAGGGCCGACCCCAAAGGCGGUGGGACGCUGUGGCAGGAGUACAGCCGGCUGGCAGGGCCGCAUCCUGCCCUGCUCAGCCCCGCGGCUGAGGUCGGAUGUGCCCGCGCGGCCGUGGAGACGCUGCUGCAGGCGUUGGUGCCGUGGCCACACCUGGAAACGCGGACGGGCCGCUUCGUGGUGGUGGAGCUGGUGGCCUGCAAUGUGCUGCUGCCGGCCGUCAGGAAGAUGUCUGAUCCCGACUGGAUCAAUCUGCUGCUCAUUGGGAUGUUCUCCAAGAAGCCCCGCGGUGGAAAGCCCCACACUGCACCCCCAGUGCCAGAUUCCUUGCCCUUCCCAGCACAGAUGGAUACGGCUCCUGCCGGGCUACCCCCCUCCCCGAGGGUUGUGGAGGGGCUCAGGAGAGAGGCAGAGACUGCUGGCGAGGAGGGAGAGGAGAUAAGGAGGUCGUGCCACACAGAGGAGCCUUUCCUGCGCCCCCAAGCCCUGGGAUCCCUCUUCCCCUGCGAGGGUUUGGAGCUGGAAUCCUCCACACCCAGUGUGGGCCAGGACACGGACCUGCUGGCACCAUCCCCCACUGGGGAGCUCCUUGAUGAGCCCCCCCAGGACCCCUCUGUGCCAGAGGGCCUGGCCUCUUUGGAAGAUGGAACCGGAGACCUGGAGGAGGGUCCUGCCCCCAGCUCAGAUGUUGGGCUGCUUUCCACCUCUGUCUUGAGCUCCUGCCCUGACAUCCAGAUUGAGCCGGUGGUGGAGAAGGAGGAGGAAAGCCCAGCAGUCCCCAGGAAGUUCUCCUCGCAGAGACUCUCUGUUCUGGGGAGAGAUCUGGGGGCAGCAGAGGGCCUACCACAUAUCGCCCCAGAGGCCGGGCAGUCCCUGCCCCUGCUCUCAUCUUCCCCAACAGCUUCCAUGAGCACCUUCAGCUUUGAGCCCCUGAGCAGCCCUGACGGGCCGGUCGUGAUCCAGAGCCUGCGGAUAACUGGGACCAUCACUGCCCGGGAGCACAGUGGGACUGGCUUCCACCCAUAUACCCUGUACACUGUCAAGUAUGAGACAGUCCUGGAGGGUGAGGGUGCAGGGAGCCUUCAGCAGGUGGCUUAUCACACCGUGAACCGCCGCUACCGGGAGUUCCUCAACCUGCAGACCCGGCUGGAGGAGAAACCGGAGCUCCGCAAGUUCCUCAAAAACAUCAAAGGCCCAAAGAAACUGUUCCCUGAUCUCCCCUUUGGAAACAUGGACAGCGAUAAAGUGGAAGCCAGGAAAAGUCUUCUGGAAUCCUUCUUAAAGCAAUUGUGUGCAGUCCCUGAAAUUGCCAACAGUGAGGAGGUGCAGGAAUUUCUUGCCCUCAACACAGACGCCAGGAUCGCAUUUGUCAAGAAGCCCUUUGUUGUCUCCAGGAUAGACAAGAUCGUCGUCAAUGCUAUUGUGGACACUCUGAAGACGGCAUUCCCCAGGUCAGAGCCCCAGAGCCCCACGGAGGAUCUGAGCGAGUCUGAAGUGGAUGGAAAGUCCCAGACAGAUGGGAAGAAGGCGACCAAGUCCAGGCUGAGGUUCUCGUCUAGUAAAAUCACUCCAGUGCUGAGUGUGAGUGAAGCUCAUGACAGGAUAGUGUACUCCAUCAGGGAGGGCAGCGCUGUCUCUGGCACCCUGUCGCUGGCUGCUAUGGAAUCCUUCAUCCAGAAGCAGGAGAAACUGCUGGAAGCAAUCCCUAGCAAAGCUCCUGAAGGCGAGGGAGGCAGAGAACCUAAGGGAAGCUCUGUGCAGGAGGAUGUGGAUGGGACACAUCUGGACACGGACUCUGACUCUGAGACAGCUUUAGCUGAUCUGGCCCUGGAUGUGCUUCGCCUGGUGCUGGUGGAUCACUGGAGCUGGCUGUGCACAGAGAACAUUCAGAAGGUCUUCAACCUGCUCUUUGGGACCCUUGUUCAAAGAUGGCUGGAAGUGCAGAUGUUUAACCUGACCUGCACCCAGCGUUGGGUCCAGUACCUCCAGUUGCUCCAGGAAUCCAUCUGGCCCGGAGGAGUUUUACCAGCAGUGCCUAAACCCCCCAGGACAGAGGAGCAGAAGAAGGCAACAGCAGAUCAGGCCCUGCAGAGCCUGAUGGGGAUCUUGCCUAAUGUGAUCCAAGAAAUCCUUGGGACCAGCAAGUGUCGGAUGAGUUGGAACCUGGUGCUGGAGUCCCUGAGCCAGCCUGUGAUAAACAGGCACCUGGUUUUCUGCCUCUUGGACAUUCUGCUGGAGUUCUUGGUCCUGAAGGGCUCCAGUGAGGAGCCCAAGGCUGCAGCUGUGGCACCAUCUGCUUAUGGUGGACUGGACAAAGCAGUAGGACUGGUCGAGCCAGCAGUGGGGGAGAGAAACAGCCACAGGCAUGGGAUGAUUUGAUUUUCAGUGUUUACUAAUCAUGUCUGGGAGCUUCAUGUACAGAAUAUUUCCAGCCAGUGCUAAAGGAAGCUACUUCCAGGCUUCUCUCUUCCGGCCAGGUGGUGGAUUAAACCCAGCGUCAGGGACUGAACAUCUACUGUGUAUCUGUUCCAUUGCUGACCUGAUGGAGAGCCUGGAAUGAAGAUGCCUGAGCAGUUGGAGAAGGAUAUUCAGGCUGCUCACAAACCCUAUAGUCUUGCCCAUAUUUCUGAACAACUGUAACAUCUGAAGGCAGAGAUAGCACGUAAGAUUUGCUUUUGUGGCAUCGGGCUUCACCUGGCACUGGCACAGAGAGACUUGAUGUGAUGGGAUCUUGUUGUUCCUGCAAGAAGGUGAAGGGAGGGGAAAUGCUGUCCCUGCUCUUUAAUCAUCCUGCCUUGUGCCUGCAAUGCCCAGUUGGUGUUACUAGAAAGAAGAUGGGGAGGGAAUGGAGUGUGGAGAUGUGGUGAUAGUCCUGAAGUCAGUGUCCAGCUGCCCAAAUACCUGGGAGGUGAGAGCAGUGCAGGAAUCAAAGCUGCUGUCCUGCCUUAGUGACAAAGAUCAGCUACUUCCCACUGCCACUGCUCUGACAUGGUCUAGUUCUUCAUCAUCUGCCUGAUCAGUAGGAUGCAGGUGGACUGUGAUCCUGGGAAAGAGAACUCUCCUCAGGCUAAGGAGGAAUGGCAGCUUGGCUAGACUGUAGGAUUCCCUUUCUGAGUCAUCUUUUAGUCCCUGGGGCUGUCACCUGGAAGGCACAGGAGAAAAGAAGUUGACCCAUAUGUGACACAGCAAGGAAAUCAGCUCCCACACAAAAGUGCUUGUCACGGGAAGUUCUGGAAGAGGAGGGAACAGCCAGGGAUGAACAGCCAGUGGGUCAGAUCACAGCAAAGGGCUUGAGAGUACCACCUGAGCUCUGGUGUUGAUUGUGUGUCACCUGCUUUGGUUUGCUGUGCAAUAGUUCUGUGCAGAGGGCUCUGGGAAGCUCAUCAGGUCACCAUGUCCUACCUGGCACAGAAUGGACAUGGAUUUGGCAGCUGCUUCCCCAGGUUGUCCAAGACUUGAGUGGUUUGUAAGCUAAUGCUGCUCAGGUCUCAGUACAAAAGGACAGAAAUGCACCAACAGACUGGAUUGAUGAUCUUUUUUGGUGUAUUUCUGGGAGAAAUAUGAUCUGAGCAGUGCUGGAUGUGGCUGAUCAAGGCAUUCUCUACAGAUCAAAGGGGAGGGAAUCAUGCAGGAUCACAGCUACUGUCUGUUACAGUACUACAUGAGGCAUUUCAUCUCAUAGAAUCGUGGAGUAUCAGGUGGGAAGAGACUGCCUGCUGUUCCUUGGAGCUGUAUGCUCCAUGGCACAUUUGGAGGGAAGGCAAUGCAGCUCCAAUGUGCCUGUUCUGCUCUUCCCAGAAGAGCUGCUUAAUAAUGGACCCGCAGCAGUGUGAGCUGCUUCCUGCUUCUGUGUGUUUUGUGAAAAUACAGGAAGGGAUUGGCUUGCUGUCUGCAAAUAUAUUUUUAGGGAGCUCUAAGGACAUGCCAAGAUUAGGCAAAAUCCAAUAUAAUGAAGCAAAGCAGUUUUGCAUCACUUUAUCAGAGCCGUUUCUCAGCAGUAACACUUGGGAGAUGGUAGAUUGGCCACUUGCUUGGAAAAGGAGGGAGGCGUAAAGUGUAUUAGGCAAAGAGUUGGAGAGUGCUUUGGGAUAGUCCCAAAGCAGAGAUUAUUGGGAAGGAGGGCUCAAAUAUAUCCUUAAAUACCUACUUGGAGAGCAGCUGCUUCACCCUGUCUUUCACUGCUAGGCUCGUUUCUCUUCUUUUUCCUGUUGCUUCCAUUUACUGCCCCAGCUGUCAGGAGUGGGAGCAGGAGCCAUUGGCCAGGGAUGAUGCAGCAGAGCUCUGUUGUGCUUGGUGCCUUCCCAGAUGCUCUUGUUGUGCUUGUUUGCUGUUGCUUCCUAAUUAAUUGUGUGGUUUGGAGUUCCAGGACCCUGGUCUGUCAUUAAUUAGGGAUAAUAUUAAGGAUUAAAUUAAGGACUGUAAAUUAUGCACUGCCAGCUCCAGGUCAGGGCAAAAGUCUAGCACGGUCCUUACACACACUGGAUAUGGCACUGGAAGAAUGAGCUGAUGCUUCUCCUUUGCCAGGAAGCCCAAGUUAUCCCUGCUGUUAAACCUCAUCUCUGCAAUUAUGCAAAUGACUGAAUAUUCAGGAAAUAAUUUGUGGGUACUGCCAGUUUGGGAGCUGAUGCUUUGCUGGGAUGGUGUAGCCAUGAUCUGGGGUUGUACCAGCAGGAACAUCCCCCUCUGUGUUUAUUUACGUGGGAGGAGCUGGGGCAGAGAGAGAUGAAGUAGAUUUACUUACAUGCACUUUGAAGUCAGUAUUGGAGUUGGAAACAGACCUAGGAGUUUGGAUUGCGAGAUCUUUGUUUUAAUCUCCAGAACCCCCUUUCUUGUCUCGUUUAGGCUGAGCCCUUUCUCAUGCUCUCACUGGCUGGGCUUCAAUCUCCCAUUCCCUCCUUGGUCUGGUCUCACAGCUGAGGUGAAGUUGCCCAGGAGCAAAUAGCCCCUCUCUGGAUCUUGUUGUUAAGGAAUAAAAAAAUCCAAUAAAAAGCUCA
Pseudopipra pipra is the source of this 5954-nucleotide messenger RNA. It is a transcript of the gene SNX19, whose product is annotated as sorting nexin 19. Gene Ontology annotation, molecular function: phosphatidylinositol binding. NCBI's taxonomy places the organism in Eukaryota, Metazoa, Chordata, Aves, Passeriformes, Pipridae. Gene Ontology annotation, cellular component: intracellular membrane-bounded organelle. The record is from RefSeq and is a predicted model, not a curated record. Bases 481 to 3339 code for a protein of 952 amino acids. The transcript has 11 exons.